Molecule: messenger RNA, 497 nt
Organism: Pelmatolapia mariae (spotted tilapia)
Lineage: Eukaryota; Metazoa; Chordata; Actinopteri; Cichliformes; Cichlidae
Product: eotaxin-like
Exons: 4
Coding region: 70-354 (94 amino acids)
Biological process (GO): immune response
Cellular component (GO): extracellular region
Molecular function (GO): chemokine activity
Source: RefSeq, a predicted model, not a curated record
AAUAAAUAACCAAACACGAAUCAACUCGUAGAUUUUGACUCUGAUCAGUGAGCCAGACCACCGGUGGAAAUGUCUGUGAAGAUCCUCUCCAUCACUCUCCUCCUGCUCUCGGUGUGUGUGCGCUGCCACUCUGAAGGUACUCAUGAACAUCCUGGAAGUAAACGCCCAUGCUGCCCUGCAGUCACCAAAGGCAAUAUGACUGCUGACGUGGUGGGGCAAACAUAUCAUGAGCUGGCUGCAAGACCACACUGUGUGAAGGCUAUAAUUUUUAACACAAAAAAUGGAAAACAACUUUGUGCAGAUCCAGACGCUCAGUGGGUCAAAGAUCUCACUGCCAAAAUGAGGAAGGAGUGAAGCCUGUCUGCUACAUCAGGAUUCCCAGUAUUUCCAUCACCUUUAAAGGCUUACUCAAACCAGAGCGCUUUCUCAGCCUGACUGUCUUAAAACUUUUUUUUUUGCAUUUGUAGAUUAAUUUUUACUCUUACCUGUGGAGUAAA